AUGUCGGGCAGAGUAUCUCCCACCCUGGAGAAGAGCGGCAGCAUCGGGCACACAGGCAAGGGGAUGGCUGUGGAGCAGCUUCCCAACAGCAUCAGCGUCCAGGGUGUCUCCUACACCAUCAGAGAGCGUGUUGGCCCAUGGUGGAACUUUUCUUUAUAUUGUAAAAAAUGGACCCGGCAAAUACUUAAGGAUGUUUCAUUUCACAUAGAAAGUGGCCAGAUUAUGGGGAUUUUAGGAAAUUCUGGAUCUGGGAAAACAACUCUUCUGGAUGCAAUAUCGGGACGACUGGGACAUAAAGACAACUUCUUUGGUGAAGUGUAUGUGAAUGGAUGUCAGCUGAAGAGAGAACAGUUCAGAGAUUGCUUCUCUUACGUGCCACAGAGUGACACUUUGUUAAGCUUUCUCACUGUACAGGAGUCUUUGACCUACACGGCUUUACUAACUCUUAAGAAGUGCUCCAACAGCUCCAUCAAAAAGAAGGUAGAUGCAGUUAUGACUGAGCUGAGUCUCAGCCACAUUGCUGACAAAAUAAUUGGAAGCCGGAAUGUCGUAGGAAUUUCUGGGGGUGAGAGGCGUCGGGUAUCGGUUGCAGCCCAGCUUUUACAAGAUCCCAAGGUCAUGCUACUUGAUGAACCAACGACAGGGCUGGACUGCCUGACUGCAAACCAGCUUGUCUUGCUUCUCUCACAGCUUGCACACAGAGACAGGAUUGUGAUCCUUACAAUCCAUCAGCCUCGCUCAGAACUUUUCAAGUUAUUUGAUAAAAUAGCCAUCAUGAGCUUUGGAGAAAUGGUUUUCUGUGGGAACCCUAUGGAAAUGAUCUCAUUUUUUAGUGACUGUGGCUAUUCUUGUCCUGAACAAUCAAAUCCUUUUGACUUCUAUGUGGAUCUGACAUCUGUGGACACCCGAAGCAAGGAACACGAACUCGAAACCUACAGUAGGGUUCAGCAAUUUGUAUCAGCCUACAGAAACUCAGAGAUCUUUAGCAAAGCACUGGCAGCCAUUGAAAAAACAAAGUAUAUGAAGGAGCUGCCACCGAUACCAUUCAAAAACAAAGACUCACCCAGUGGCUUUGACCAAAUACUGAUUCUUUUACGGAGAACAACAAGAAAUCUCUCCAGAGAUAAGAUAGGCAUCAUCAUGCGUCUCCUCCAGAACCUGUUAUUUGGCUUGUUCAUAGCCUUUUUCCUUCUUAGACUAAGGAAUGACCUGGCCCAGGGAGCUGUGCAGGACCGUGUGGGGCUUGUCUACCAGUGUGUGAGUGCCCCCCCCUACACAGGGAUGCUCAAUGCUGUGGCCCUGUUCCCACCUCUACGUGCUAUCAGUGACCAAGAAAGUAAAGACGGCUUGUACAAGAAAUGGCAAAUGCUUGUAGCUUAUGUAGUCCAUUUCCUGCCCUUCAGUGUCAUCAGUGUGGCCAUUUUCAGCACUUUCAUAUACUGGACUACAGGAUUGUAUCCUGAUGCUUCCAGAUUUGGAAUUUUCUUUGCUGUUGUCCUAGCGUCUCACAUGAUUGGUGAACUACUAACACUUGUUGUACUUGGCAUGGUUCAAGACCCAAAUAGAGUCCAAAGUGGCAUUGUGCUACUUAAUUCAGCUGGUGUGAUAGUGGGAACAGGACUAGUAAGGACCAUUGAAGAAAUGCCAACACCUUUGAAACUACUUAGUUUUCUUACAUUUCAAAAAUACAGCAGUGAAGUCCUUGUAGUCAAUGAAUUUUAUGGCUUAAACUUCACAUGUGGUAAGUCCAACAGUUCCACUGCAAAUAAUGCUGCAUGUGUUCUCUCUCAAGGCGUCCGGUUCAUUGAAGAAAACUAUCCUGGGGCAUUGUCCCGGUUCACAGUCGAUUUCCUCAUACUUUAUGCUUUUAUACCAGUACUUGCCAUUAUUGCAAUUCUAAGCUUCAAAUUAAGAGAGAAUUACUGACAGACAAUGAAAAAGUAGCAAUUCCAACAGUCUCUAAUACUAUACUUCUAUCUGUACUAUGGUCGAAGGCCUAUAUUGUUGGAUUUUAGAUAGAAUUUAAAUGAUUACACAUAGAAAAACACAUUCAUCUUUUCAUGUUUGUUUUCACCUUGAAAACCAGUGUUCUCUUAAGAGUGUGAAUGACUCCUGAUAUUGGUGUUCCCCACCCCUCUCUUCUGGCUGAUUUCCAGAUCAGCCAUAAUCAACAGUAUUUAAUGUUUUAAAGGGCUUUCUGAUUUAAUUUAGUCAGCUAUUGCUGACA
Molecule: messenger RNA, 2227 nt
Organism: Pyrgilauda ruficollis (rufous-necked snowfinch)
Lineage: Eukaryota; Metazoa; Chordata; Aves; Passeriformes; Passeridae
Gene: ABCG5
Product: ATP binding cassette subfamily G member 5
Exons: 13
Coding region: 1-1926 (641 amino acids)
Biological process (GO): cholesterol homeostasis
Cellular component (GO): plasma membrane
Molecular function (GO): ATP hydrolysis activity; ATP binding; ABC-type transporter activity
Source: RefSeq, a predicted model, not a curated record